This is a messenger RNA of Culicoides brevitarsis, 1833 nucleotides long. RefSeq names its product peptidoglycan-recognition protein LC-like. Gene Ontology annotation, biological process: peptidoglycan catabolic process. Lineage: Eukaryota; Metazoa; Arthropoda; Insecta; Diptera; Ceratopogonidae. The record is from RefSeq and is a predicted model, not a curated record. Gene Ontology annotation, molecular function: zinc ion binding; N-acetylmuramoyl-L-alanine amidase activity. The coding region runs from base 490 to 1764 and encodes 424 amino acids. The transcript is spliced from 4 exons.
UCGGACUUAAUUCAUUAUUAUUAUUCAUUGACUGUCGUUUAUAUGAAUAUUAAGUGUCUGUUCAAUGUAUGAUCGUACGGAAGAUUAGCAGUUAAAAUGUAAACAAGACGGGUUUGAGACGAGUCGCGUACAAAAAAAAGACCAAAAGUGAAGAAAAUAAUUUUUUCUAGUUAAUUAAAAGCGAUAAUUAAGACGAAAUUUAGCCGGAAAUUGAGUUUUAGACCUCAAGUGGAGACGGUUGGUGCUUAAUUUUGCGAGUUAUUUGUCGCUAACGCGACCUUAAGCUGUUUAUCGGACAAUAAAGUGUCGUGAAUCACACUUGAAGUAUUUAUCGGGACCUAUUUUUAUCUUGUUCAACUACUUUUUUACAAAGAAAGCGAAAAAAAACUGAUAAAAAGUGCACACAACUCAUAAAAAUUGAUGUAAAGAUGAUCGCAUAAGUGAUUUCGUAGAAUAAAAAAACAAACAGAUAACAAAAAAACACAAAAAAUGGCUCAAGAAAGUGUCGUUGAUGCAGAUAGCGGCUUCAUAAUCACAAACAAUGUCGAAUUAACGGCAGUCCGAGAUGCUGUGAAUCCCCAAGAUCAGCAAAAAAUUAUCGCAGAGCAGGAACGACGUCACAACAUCUCAAUUUCGUCAAUAGAUUCGAGUGCGUCAUCAUCCACAGCCACUUCCGACGACGACGACGAUGCGGAAAAUCCCGUUUCGACGGAAAUUGACAACUAUACGAACGAUUAUCUGGCGACGCAGCAAGAAAACGACGCCUUACCCGUUGGCGAAACGCAAGGACACAACAUUUCGAGCAUCGCGAUUAAAAAUUCCACAAAUGUGCGGAUCGGAAAUACACAGGAAUUCCAUGCCCCGGUGACAAUUCAGCAAUUUAUGAUCGAUCAGGAGCGAAAAGAGUGGCUGGAAGUGAAAAAUGGCGUCGUUAAUGAGGGAUUUGCGAAGAGUUUGGUUGACAUGUCAGCGGGAAAUGGCAAAAUUUCUGAUGGAAAUCCCACGGAUAAUUUGUCGCCGGAAAAUCAAGGAACAAUCGCCGCAAUUCAGAAAAAGCUGCAAAAUUACUACUUCAUUGGGGCCAUUUGCUGUUGCGUGAUGAUGUCAAUAGUGAUAGGGAUAAUAUUUCUCGUGGUUUAUGCGACAGACAUUUCAGGUAAAGUGCAUCAACGACACCGAAUCGGCGACGGCGAAGACUCGCGACGAAAUAUUCCCAUCGAUUCGACCAUAGAUGUCAGUCGCGUGAACGACACUUCCAUCCUCCGAAUCGUAACUCGCGACGAAUGGAUCGCCCAACCUCCCAAUAAUCCUCUUACGCCGCUUGAACUGCCAUCGACCAAGGUAAUUAUCGCUCAUACAGCCACCGAAGGAUGCACCACACAAGCUCAAUGCACGUUCCGUGUUCGUUUCAUCCAAACUUUUCACAUUGAAAGUCGCAAUUGGGACGACAUCGGGUACAAUUUCCUCAUUGGCGGCGACGGAGCUGUCUACGAAGGACGUGGUUGGUUAAGUCAAGGCGCUCAUACCCUUCGUUACAACAAAAAGAGCAUCGGAAUCGCUUUUAUCGGCACUUUCAACAAUAAACUUCCGCCGCCGCGAGCUUUAGCGGCAGCAAAAUUGCUAAUUGAGGAAGGUCUGAGCCAAAAAUAUCUCUCCGACGACUACAAACUGUUCGGGCAUCGGCAGUUAAUCGCCAGCGAGAGUCCCGGCGAGGCACUUUACAACGUAAUAACGACUUGGGAGCAUUGGUCGAGCGAAAUUUGACUGAAAUCUGUAAUUGAACUCAAAUAUUUGUACAUAUUUCGUAAUUUUUUAAGUGUUUUUUGUGAUAAU